Molecule: messenger RNA, 989 nt
Organism: Sinocyclocheilus rhinocerous
Lineage: Eukaryota; Metazoa; Chordata; Actinopteri; Cypriniformes; Cyprinidae
Product: 14 kDa phosphohistidine phosphatase-like
Exons: 3
Coding region: 40-387 (115 amino acids)
Biological process (GO): peptidyl-histidine dephosphorylation
Cellular component (GO): cytosol
Molecular function (GO): protein histidine phosphatase activity
Source: RefSeq, a predicted model, not a curated record
GCAUGCCUGUUGCCAGCAGCUGCCACAGGCACAGCGAAGAUGGCAGACGCUCUGAGCAAAGUGCCCGACAUCGACAUUGAUCCAGAGGGAAAGUUUAAAUACAUAUUAGUGAACAUAAAGGUUAAAGGUGGAACGGAACAAAAAGUGAUAGUGAGGGGAACUAAAACUGCGGAGUACCACAAUCACAUAUUUGAAAAAGUGAAUCCUGCUAUGGAGACCUUGGGACUGGAGUGUAGUUGUCUUGGUGGUGGCAAGAUAGAGCACAACAACACAGAAAAGAAACUUCGAGUGUUUGGAGAGUCUACGGGAUAUGGGAAGGCUGACCAUGCUGUCACAGUGGAAAAGCUAAAAUCUGUCUUCAAAGACUAUGAAAUCAUUAUGGAAUAAAAUACUAAAUUGAUCACUUUAAAUGGGCAUGAAUAUUUUGUGAAAGUACACAAUUUGAUAACACUUCAGCUAUCCCUUAUUUUCAUUUGGAUAAAAAUUUAGGCUGAUGAGAUGGUAAAUAAAUGUUCACUGAUCUGUCAGCAGUGUCAAAGUUGAGGUUAGAUCGCUGACCUUGAUAGCGAGGUCUAACAUGCACAGGAACUCUGCGUGUGUUUUUAGCAGAGUCAUAAACAAUUCCAGUCUCCUGUCUCCAUCACGGAAUGUGUCUGUGUAGAGAUCAGGAACAGAUAAAAGAGUGUCUAUGAUUCAUGGUAUGUCUAAUUAACUUGUUACUGGACUUCGUUGAGAAAUUUGGCUUUGAGAUACAAGCAUACAAAUUUUUAUGGAUCCAUAUUUGGUAAAAAAAAAAAACAUUUUACUGAAUCAGUCACCAUUACAAUUAAAUUGUAAAGGCCCAUUAUUGUGUAAAGUCUUACAUUUAUAUAAUUAUAGUGCAUAUGGAUCUUAUUUUACACAUGGCAUGUGUUUUGAACAUAAGUGAUUUUUCCAUCCUGUUUCUAAGUUAAAACCUUCACCAGUUUCCUCUAGCCUACCGUGAGACC